Caretta caretta (loggerhead turtle) is the source of this 744-nucleotide messenger RNA. It is a transcript of the gene STPG4, whose product is annotated as sperm-tail PG-rich repeat containing 4. The record is from RefSeq and is a predicted model, not a curated record. Gene Ontology annotation, cellular component: female pronucleus; germinal vesicle; male pronucleus. Gene Ontology annotation, biological process: epigenetic programing of male pronucleus. NCBI's taxonomy places the organism in Eukaryota, Metazoa, Chordata, Testudines, Cheloniidae. Gene Ontology annotation, molecular function: histone binding; chromatin binding.
AUGUUCGGUGGACGCUCCCCCCAAACCGGGAUUAACAUUGAGGAGGAAACUGAGAGUCUACUGGAAAAGACCUUGGAGAAGGAAAGAGAAAAAGUAGCAUCUUUGGGACAGAGAGAUACAUGGUGGAGAUUCUCACUUAGACCAACACCUACGCCAGGUACUUAUAUAGUACGGGAUUUUAUUGAAGAAGCCCAGCUCAACCCAGUGAAAGCGACAUAUAAUUUUAAAGGAGAAGGCAGAAAGAGAUGUUCCAUCUUCCAACCAACAGCUGAUCUUACGCUACCAGAUGUUUAUACAUAUAUUCCUCCUAGCUUUGUAGAUUUGGCAGGAAAAAAGCCAGCUACAUAUUCAUUUAAAAGCACACCAAGGAAAAGUCCCAACACCUUAUGUUUUAAAGAUAAGGAUAUUGACACUGCACCAGGACAGUAUAAUCUUUUCCCUGUUCCAGUGCCCAAGUUUGCAUCCAAGCAAUUUAUGUUUCGCUCUGCAGUUCAAAGAUUCCCAACAACUUACUUCACUCCUAAAGAAGGUCCAGGGCCAGGUGAAUAUGAAACGAAAGGAAAACCACUUCACCCUGUAUCUUCGUGUUUCCAGUCCAAAGUGCCUAGGUUGCAGCCAGUCCGUUCAAAAAUACCAGGUCCAGGAGCUUAUGAGCCCACAAGGCAGUUUCCAAAGCAACCACGAACUAUUGCGAGCCUGGGUCACGAGCACAGCAUCUUCUUUAGCAACACAUUUGGGUUUUAG